AUGCGAAAACGACAACAAUUAAUUUUGGUGCCACUUUUAACUGUCUGUGAAAUUGAGUAUGCUGAUGUACGGCGAAAACAAAGUGAUUGUCUUCUAAAAAUCCUUCAGUCAUUUGGUCAGCAGUUAGCUGCUGAUCAGUGGCUGAUUGUGAUUCAAAUUGUGGCAUCACUCGUUAAUGGAAAAUUCAGUUUCGAUGACUCUUUAAUAAAGCUAAGCUAUGAAACUAUUACACUGAUAGUCACGGAUUUCCUUGAAAUUUUGCCUUUUGAUUCGCUACAGGCAUUAGUUGAAGCAGAUGCAAAAUAUGGUGCACAGCAAUGUGAAUUGAAUAUUUCCUUAUCUGCUUUAGGUCAACUGUGGACAAUAUCUGAUUUCAUUCACCGAAGAAGACUUAAAUUAUCUUCCGAUGAAUGUGAAACUGUUUGGCUGGUAUUGUAUAACUGUAUAUCAGAAUUAUGUGUAGAUUCAAGACCUCCAGUGAGGAAAAGCGCUUGUCAAACAUUACUACAAACGAUUGCAGCGCAUGGUCUUGCAUUAAGUCCAUCAACUUGGAAGCAUAUGGUUUGGAAGAUUCUCUUUCCGAUGUUAGAUAAAGUCAGAAUUUUGGCUCGUAAUGCUUCAACCAAACGUAGUGACAGUUGUAUGUUGGGCGCUUCUAAUAUGCUCAUUCAUCACUCAAGAGAUACCGAAUCGAAGCAGUGGGCAGAAACAUCUGUGUUAACGCUUAAUGCAGUCGUUAAAGUUUUUAAUUGUCAGCGAAAGAUUUUGCUUACAAUGGGUAAUUAUUCUCAUUCCUUUUUAUUCUUGUUGAUAAAUGGAUUUUGGCAUUCUUCAGAUGAUUUUUCUGCAGUUUGGUCGAACCUUAUGCAGUACAUUGAAUAUUUAGUUGGUUCGAGCAAUAGUGAAGUAUCACUUGCUGCUACAAAAAGUUUUCAGGUGAUUAUAAUUAUUAUGGAUCUUAAUAAAUCCUCUUGUGCUUCGAAUUUGAUGACAUCGGACGAAUUGCCAUUAUUACCUGAUUCACUUUGGCUAUUAUCUUGGCAGGCUUGUUUUCAAUUUUUGAAAAUCUUUUUCCUGGUGUGGAUUCGUAUAGCGCAAUCUUUAUUACAGUCCCUGUCUGAUGACUUAAAGGUGGAAUCGUCAUCUUCACUGAAAAUGGAUCCUCAAAAAAAAGCGAACGAAGUGAAUAAAGAAAACAUCCCAGGUGCCCAGCAUUUCGCAAUUAUUCUUUUUAUUUUUCCUUAUGUUUUUGAAAAUAUACGAAAAUCUAUUGUUGUUGAAGAUUUGAAAGAAAAGGGUAUUCUUCAUAUUCUAAAAUUUAUUAUCAAUGGUUCAUUAUUCUUUGAGCAGUCACCCUUCAUCCUUCCUAAUACUUUGGAUCUAACUCCUGUACAAGAAGGUGUUCUGAACUGUUGUCGAGUGAUGUAUCAAGAAAUGUUGCAAUCAAAUUCUAAACUGCGAUCUGCAUUACCUGAUCUUAUUCGACUAUUGAUAGAUUUCACGCUUCUUUGUAUUAGAUUACCAAACAGGGAAUGUUUUGCAUAUUUAGAAAAUAAUAUUCAUUUUAAUAUCCAAAAUAUCAUUCCGUUUGCUGAACAAUCACUUCGAACUUUAGUGGAAUUCUAUGCAAAUAUAGCUCAUUACCAGGAAAUUAUAGAAUCUAUUGUUUUAGUCGAUAUUGUUAAGUGCUUAGCCCAACCUAUGCAAAUGAAAUAUCGCUGUGCUUCACAAAAUUCAUGGCGUUAUGCAGCAUCAGCAUUCAUUGCUAUUUCCAGAUUGGGAAUUCCAGUUGCUCGCCAGAAUGGCAACAAAUCGCAAACUCCUUUAAAUGUUGACGAGCGUAAACGCCAUGAAUUCAUUGACUGCCAAUUUAUCGAACUUAUUCGAAUGGAGAUUCUACCUUAUGUAAAUAUAUUACCGUUUGAAUUCGUCCAACAAAUAAUUGAUUUAUUAAAUCGUGGUUCAAUAAGUUCAGCUGAUUCGUAUGAUGUGUUAGCUUUAGACAAUUAUGUGCAACGUGUGGACCUUUCUAGAAUAUGUUUCGAUGCAUUAUUAUCGUUAAGUCGCUGUGAAGAGCCUGAUAUCAUAAGUAAUGUUAACCCAUCGUUUAAAACAGAAGUGUUGUUAGACGAAAAAGACUCGGUAAAACGGAAUUUGCAAAGCUCGUUCAAUACUAUUGUUCACAAAUCGUCGCCAUCGCAUUUAGGAAGUUCUGCAAUUAAUUCUUUAUUGACUCGUUGCAAACAGGUUUUAAUUUCAUUUAUUAGAGAUGAACAAAGUGCAGGACAUAUGCGUUUGCCCCAAGAACGGUUGAUAGAGAUGGUUUCGGUUUUAAAUGCAAUCAGUACUCUCAUUGAUACCAUCAAUAAACGAUCUAAUAUAAUGGAUUCAGAAUUUUUCACGCAGCUUAUCAAUCUUUACCCCAUUCUCGCAGAUUGUAUCCGUAGUUCCAGAACUGAUCUACAAGUUGAACAGGCAUUGGUAACUGCAUUAAAAAGUUACCAGAAACUACUUUUGCUUCAAAUAAAGCACUAA
Dracunculus medinensis (Guinea worm) is the source of this 2535-nucleotide messenger RNA. The record is from the annotation of a GenBank genome assembly. NCBI's taxonomy places the organism in Eukaryota, Metazoa, Nematoda, Chromadorea, Rhabditida, Dracunculidae.